Molecule: messenger RNA, 219 nt
Organism: Brenthis ino (lesser marbled fritillary)
Lineage: Eukaryota; Metazoa; Arthropoda; Insecta; Lepidoptera; Nymphalidae
Source: the annotation of a GenBank genome assembly
AUGCUCCCUGAGCGCAUUGUGCGAAAUGGAAGCUUAGCCUGCUUGCCUACUAGAAAAGAAUAUUUAAAGAAUGGAAAAUGGAAAUAUAGAGAAAUGCGCGCCGCGCGCCGCACGCCGCUCGCCGGCGAAAAUUGUGAAAUUCAAUCUCCUACCCCAUUACCAAAUACCAUUUAUCUCUGCAAUUGUCCAAAUAAUUAUUUUCUAAUAAAAAUGGUGCAC